Eleginops maclovinus (Patagonian blennie) is the source of this 2347-nucleotide messenger RNA. Its product is annotated as potassium channel subfamily K member 1-like. The coding region runs from base 129 to 1178 and encodes 349 amino acids. Lineage: Eukaryota; Metazoa; Chordata; Actinopteri; Perciformes; Eleginopidae. Gene Ontology annotation, molecular function: outward rectifier potassium channel activity; potassium ion leak channel activity. Gene Ontology annotation, biological process: potassium ion transmembrane transport; stabilization of membrane potential. The transcript has 3 exons. The record is from RefSeq and is a predicted model, not a curated record. Gene Ontology annotation, cellular component: plasma membrane.
CCACUGCUUCAGUGAGGUGAAGAAUGAGGAAGACGAGGUCAUUCUCCAGGUUGAGAGAGGAUACCAGUAAAGAAACAGCCUUAAAGUUUAGUAACUAUAUAUAUUGAUAAAUCAAACUUUAAUAAGGGAUGGUGGUCAGCUGUACCGGCGGCUGGUGUGCUCGCUUUGUGGAUCGGCACCAGUCCGGGUUGAAUUUUGCGCUGCUGGUUGUCGCUUACAUCCUUUACCUCAUAAUCGGAGCCGGGAUCUUCUCCGCCAUCGAGCUGCCCUACGAGCAGGAGCUCCGCCGGGAACUAAGAGAGGCCCAGCAGGACUUCCUGAGCAACAACCCCUGUGUGUCCGAGGCGCGCCUGGAGGAGCUCCUGGCCCGUGCGCUAGAGGCCAGUAACUAUGGAGUGUCCGUGCUGGGAAACGACACCAACCGAAACUGGGACUUUGUGUCGUCCCUGUUCUUCACCAGCACCGUGCUGACCACUACAGGUUAUGGCCACUCGGUACCUCUCUCAGAUGAAGGGAAGGCCUUCUGUAUCUUCUACUCCAUCUUUGGAAUACCUGUUACCCUUUUCUUCCUCACUGUUGUCGUGCAGAGGAUCAUGGUCGUGUUGACUCGACGUCCAGUGUCUUAUUUCCACCGUCGAUGGGCUAUGUCUAAAUCAAAGCUAGCCGCCAUACAUGCUACUUGCCUUGCCCUCAUCAUUACCCUGCUCUUCCUCAUCAUCCCUGCAUGGAUCUUUGUCAGCCUGGAGAGCGACUGGGACUUUCUGGAGUCUCUGUAUUUCUGUUUCAUCUCUCUGACGACCAUUGGCCUUGGGGAUUAUGUCCCUGGAGAGACCCACAGUAAAGAGGCCAUCCCACACCCAAAUCUCUACAGGCUGGCCAUUACAAUUUACUUGCUGCUAGGGCUGGUGUUUGUCCUGGUGGUGCUGGAGACGUGUUGUGAGCUUCCCCAGAUGAAGCGCCUCAGACAGAGGUUCUACCAAGACAAAGUGAAGGAGCUGGACUCCGAGACUACCAACAUUAUCAACAGUGACCAGCUGAGCGAAACAUUGGAUCAUGUGACAAAUCACCUACCAGUCAUCCCGUCUGUGUCAGAACAGGCUGCCUCCCUACAGCGGGACAACAAAUCAACGCCUUACUCCGCAGUAUCAGGAUCUACUGUGGACAAUAAACUAAGAUGACAGUCUGGAAAACAAUGUACUGUAUAUAAGGGAAUUGUCUAUUAUCUUGUGCUCUAUUUAUGACUGCUCAUGACAUACCAGCUUUGACCUCUAAAUAUGUUUGCAAAUAUAAGGAGCCUGAGCACACUUGUGUUUAAAUCUACAUGUAAGCUGGGUCACUUAAUCACUGGCCUUCUCCCAUUGCCAAUACCAACAGACAUUUGUGUUGUGAAAGAAGGAACCGCCCACAGUUUAUCAGGAUGCCAUUGUUUUCUUGUUCUCCCCAGUAGCUCCAUUCCCUGCAGAUAAGAGCUAGAUCUGUGACACAGAGGAAGGGCAAGGUUCCCAAAUGGAAGGAAAUCCCACAAGGUUCCACUCCCUGCCAAAGUCUUGAUGCCUUAAUUCCAAAGUGGCACAGUUUCCUCUAGAGGAUUUCACGCCAGCUUUUAGCAUUUUAUACAGUCGAUGAUGGUAUUUGCAUAGGAAAUGUGCCUUGUUGGAUGUAUUCCAGCAGCACCAAGGGAAUCAGGCGCACCAUCAUUUGGCCUACUGUGCGUUAUGAACACAUAUUACAAGAUCCUUGAUAUGAAUUGGUUGAAUAAUGGUGUCAAUGUAACACAAUAGAGUUCAAAAUCAAAGCAAACUGCACACCCCAUAAUGACCAUACAGUUGAUUUAACAGUUUCACCAAAAACUGAGUAUUGUAACCAAUUUAAUCAAGGGACAAUUAUUGCAAAACCUUUUGUUUAUUACUUCAGCUAGAUGUAACUUAUGAUCUGUCAACUGAAUGUCAUUUAUUGAGGGUAUAACACUGCAAUGUGGGGACAUCGCCACUAGGGGGCAUCCCUUCCAUUUUAAACACAAAACAUUUGUUCAAUAUUUGUUGUUAACCUCUCAUGCUGCUCAGAGGAGAAUUGUAUACAAUAAUGUGUCAUUGUUACAACUGAAGGAGAGGGAGCAUGCUGUAUUUUAUCAUCCAGUGUACUAACUUAUCCAGUGUACUUGCUACUUUGCAAAACAGCUUUCAAAUGGAUUCAAAUGACAAGUGUCAAAUAUAAUUUGGCUCCUGUUUGCAUUGUCAGAUGCUUGUUUGUGGGUUUUAAUCGAAGGCAUUACUUUGUAAAGGUAGUUUUUUAUAAAAAUCAAAUUAGCUUUCUGGAUAAAGUAUGAAUAAAUCUUGCAACAUUACAA